GCUCUCUCAAACAAAACAAUCCACUUCCUUCACAACUGCGCACUUCACAACUACCAACUCAAUCAAGCAAUCACACUUGAAAUCACUUCAAAAUGGCCGACACAAACGGUUCCGCUAUGAACGAGAAUGUGACUGCCACUGCCACCGCAGUUGAGGGCAAGGGAAAGGGCAAAGCCCCCGCCGGCGCGCAAACCCACGACGAGGGCAUGGACGUUGAUGAGAGCUCCAGUGAGGAAGAAGUUGACGAGACCGAAGCUGUCGCCGAUGAGCCUGAUGAGGAUAAUAUGGAGGAGAUCGACCUGGAUAACAUCAUCGGUCGCCGCACUCGUGGCCGCAACAUUGACUUCGCUAAGGCUGCUGAGGAGCUCCCAGAGGAAGAUGAAGAUGAGGAUGAGGAUGAUGAUUUCGAGGCGCCAGAUGAGGAUGAGGAGAUGAAAGACUAAAUCCUUGGUUGAAGACGUGAUCAGUUUUGGUGGACUUUCAAUGCAAAUCCUGGACAACAUCGCAUUUGUUGGACAUGGCUAGUCUAUCCGAACUGAACUGCUUUGACUGGAUACUUUUCUUCCCCGAUCGUCAUCAAAAGCACAUUCAUGCAUCUUUCGUUUGUCGUCAAAAAGUUAUUCUCCAAUAGCACUGCAUUAUGAGGUUUCUGGGCAUGAGACUACGAUUGAUUUGCGGAAUGGCUAUAGGAGGCUCCCUGGGUUUGGUGUACUUUAGAAAGGGGCGUCGAGAGGCAUGCGAAAAAAGAUGAUAUGAGCCA
Hyaloscypha bicolor E is the source of this 760-nucleotide messenger RNA. RefSeq lists its product as uncharacterized. The record is from RefSeq and is a predicted model, not a curated record. The transcript has 4 exons. Bases 93 to 443 code for a protein of 116 amino acids. Lineage: Eukaryota; Fungi; Ascomycota; Leotiomycetes; Helotiales; Hyaloscyphaceae.